This is a messenger RNA of Desarmillaria tabescens, 577 nucleotides long. RefSeq lists its product as uncharacterized. The coding region runs from base 105 to 539 and encodes 144 amino acids. The record is from RefSeq and is a predicted model, not a curated record. NCBI's taxonomy places the organism in Eukaryota, Fungi, Basidiomycota, Agaricomycetes, Agaricales, Physalacriaceae. The transcript has 2 exons.
AAUUGCCACCGGGUUCGCUUACCCAGAGACUGAGAGAAAGCAUCGGAAAAAGUGGCACCGUUAGAGAAGAAGUAGAUAGUAGCCAUCGUCGGAUUGAGAAAAUUAUGGGAGAAAUUAGAGAGAUACACCCCUUACUUCAAGAAGAACUUGUACAAUCGCUGCGGAAAUGGCCGCCUAUUCUCAACAGUCAACGACAGGCUCACCACGACUUUCUAGCAACAACUAUCGAAACAUCCUUGAUCAAACUAUCCCUCAUUCGCGCCCGAUGCCACAAAUUACUGUAUGGUUUCAGGGACGACGUUGAUGAUAUGCCCUCCGCCCUCAUGACAAUGCACAGCAAGCUCACUGAAGAAGAAUCAGCGCUCGAAGAGGAAGAAGCAGAGCUGGACCAUCAGCUUCAUGAGUAUCACCGUCUCUUACAUGUAGUCGACGGAAAUGGGUCAGGUUUCCGUCAAGUCCUGGAGGAUUGGAGUCAAAUUCAGAAAGAGACAGAGGAGUGCCAGCGGGAUCUGCGGCGUAUGGGAUGGACUGGUGAUUGAAACUUGUGCCAAUAAUACUUAUUGUCUAGUAAAACGGG